Molecule: messenger RNA, 2177 nt
Organism: Trachemys scripta elegans
Lineage: Eukaryota; Metazoa; Chordata; Testudines; Emydidae
Gene: TCEA1
Product: transcription elongation factor A1
Exons: 10
Coding region: 223-1137 (304 amino acids)
Biological process (GO): DNA-templated transcription; positive regulation of transcription by RNA polymerase II; transcription elongation by RNA polymerase II
Cellular component (GO): nucleus
Molecular function (GO): nucleic acid binding; zinc ion binding
Source: RefSeq, a predicted model, not a curated record
CUCGGGCUGCCUCAGUGAGGUCUGUCUCCCGUGGCUGGUGCUUGAUGAGCGCUGCCUGGCGCCGGCGCCGCCGCUCGGGCUGCUGGGUUCAUUUGUUAUCCGGCGGCCUGGCUCCAUUGCUGCACUGAGGGCCCUGAGCGGCUGCGUCCGCGGCCGGUCCCCUCUCGUCUCUAUUGUGUGUCCCGCAGGCCCAGCCCGCGCCCCGCUCGGGCCUCAGCAGCCAUGAGCACAGAAGACGAGAUCAUCCGCAUCGCCAAGAAGAUGGACAAGAUGGUGCAGAAGAAGAACGCGGCUGGGGCACUGGAUUUGCUAAAGGAGCUUAAGAAUAUACCUAUGACCCUUGAGUUGUUACAGUCCACAAGAAUUGGAAUGUCAGUGAAUGCAAUACGCAAGCAAAGCACAGAUGAAGAGGUUACAUCUUUAGCAAAAUCUCUCAUCAAGUCUUGGAAGAAGCUAUUAGAUGGACCAUCAACUGAUAAAGACUCUGAAGACAAGAAAAAGGAACCUGCAUCUUCAUCACAAAACAGUCCUGAAGCAAGAGAAGAAAGCAGUUCCAGUAGCAACUCCAGCAUCAGGAAAGAGGAGGCUAAUGCUUCGUCAGAUUCCUUCAUCCCUUCUUUUCCUCGGGCUCCAAGUACUUCAGAUUCUGUACGAGUGAAAUGUAGAGAAAUGCUGGCUGCUGCUCUCAAAACAGGAGAUGACUACAUUGCUAUUGGUGCUGAUGAGGAAGAGCUGGGAUCUCAGAUUGAAGAAGCUAUAUAUCAAGAAUUGAAAAACACUGACAUGAAAUACAAAAAUAGGGUACGAAGUAGAAUAGCAAAUCUCAAGGACACAAAGAACCCUAAUCUAAGAAAAAAUGUAUUAUGUGGGAACAUACCUCCAGACAGGUUUGCCAAAAUGACAGCAGAGGAGAUGGCAAGUGAUGAGCUGAAAGAGAUGCGCAAAAAUCUGACCAAAGAAGCUAUCAGAGAGCAUCAGAUGGCUAAGACAGGAGGCACCCAGACUGACCUGUUUACAUGUGGCAAAUGUAAAAAGAAGAAUUGCACUUACACACAGGUUCAGACCCGCAGUGCUGAUGAACCUAUGACAACAUUUGUUGUCUGUAACGAAUGUGGAAACCGAUGGAAGUUCUGUUAGAAGAAACAACUGUCAAGACACCUGGACCAGUAUGAAAGAGGAUUUUGUAAUUAGCUUUAAGAACUAGGCCAGGCAUGUAGGUUCCUGCAAACAAAAAACCUUUUUUUUUUUUUUUUUUUUUAAAAAGCAGCAUACAUCCCUGGAGUUAACCUUUGGUUUUUGACACAACUUCCUUAAAUGCUUUCCUAUAGUUAAUAGUCAGUAGGGCCCGGAUGCUCAAUUGUACGGUGUAUGUUUAAAAUAUUUUUUCAUUUUUAUAAGUAAGUUGACAUUAAACUUUUAUCAAUAAACUUUUGGUAACUGAAUUGUUUUUCUUAACUAUGUGAACAAUGUACUGUAUAUUUUUUUACAGUCUCAAACAUACCCACCAGACAUAUUUUACCUCUGAACUAUCUUAAAAAUGUAUGAAUGAAAUUUGUAUUUGUUUCUUAUUGGCAUAUUCCCACUAAUUUUGUGGGGAGGAAGGACAACUAACUUCAUUUUAAUUAUACCAAAUCUGCAGUGGUAUCUAAAUUGCAACUUGUUGGCUCUGUCUGGUUUGUACAUACCAUUUAUGAAUUAAUGCUUAAAUUCUGAUCAUGAAGUUUGGAACUUUGUUAAUGGAUCUAUUGACCUCUUCUGUUACAAUGCUUGGAUAAGUUUGCUUAUGUAACCAGCAUUGAUCAGUCCGAUUUAUUGUAUUGCCCUAAAGCCUGUAUAUUACUACCACUAGAUUUUAUUUCUGGAGAAAUGACUUAAAUAGUUUGUUUAAAUUUGAUUUAAUUGGUUUGUUUUGCUUAUGUGUUUGAUACCAGAGCUCAUUUUAGACUUUGUAAAUGAGCAAAGACAUUUUGUGGCAGGCUGUUUAAAUGGCGGUCAGUAACCGGUUGAUAAAAAGAUAAACUGGUUGGGGAAUUAAUAUUACUUUACAUCAAUUCAUAUAAAUGGCAUUAGUUUCCUGUGAACUGCUAAUGAACUUUAUUUUGAUAUGUAGAAUCAUUGAUGCCAAUGAUCAAACCAGAGACCAGAAUAAAUCAUUAAAAUUAUGGUCUUUCACCAUC